CAAUACAUAUAUUUUACACCUUUCAAAAACGUCCUCACUUUCCAGACUGUCUUAACUUUUACAAAAUAUCUUACCUCCAGAAAUAUCCUAACUUUUCCAAAUAAUUCUAAUUCUCUAAAAAUGUCAGAAUUCUAGGAUUCUAAGUUUCCUCCUUUUUCUAAAUAGCCCUCACAAUCAAAAAUUUUGACUAAACUUCCAAAAUGUCCUGACUUUACCAAAUAUUUGUCGCUUUUGAAAACUGUUCUCACUGAUCUGAAAAUGAUUAUAGUCCCCACAAAGAUAGAAAUGCAAUAUUUUACACACACUUUGGCUGCAACUGAGCUUGGAGGGGAGAGUGGGGAGUGGUUUUUUGGCUCAGCAGGUUUGGGAGAGACAGAGAGGUGUGGUCACCAGCCUCCAAAACCGAUCCUCCCUUUGUCGUUCGUUGCAGUCUGCACCGGAGGGCCCGAAGGACCGGGUCGUACAGGUGGAGAGAGCCGUCUGACUUUCCCCCGGUAGUUUCCACACAGUCGCUUCUGCUGCCGCUUGCUAGACUUCAGCAUGAGUUACUACGGGUCUCAGCAGGCCCUCAGCAUGAGCCGCAGGGUCGGGUCCAAGAGCGACUUGACCGCCGGAGGGGGCUUCCAGUACGCACGGAGCGAGGUGGUACAUGGAGGUGGGAAUGGAUACGACCCGUACAUGGAGGGAUACAAAACCGUCACUUAUACAAAGUCCUCAAAAGGCGGAAUGUCAGGCGGGAUGUCAGGCGGAAUGUCAGGCGGGAUGUCGGGCGGAAUGUCGGGCAGCAUGGGAGGCGGAAUCAGUGGCUCCGGUCUCAGUGGCAUCCACCAGAGGGCCAUGGCCCUGCAGGCCCAGUGCCAGGAGUACCUGAAGAAAGCUGAAUACGCCCUACAGACUGGUGGUGCUCCCGGCGACGCAGAGCGCUACAUGAUGAUGGCCAAAGAGACGAUCGAGCAGCUGAAGAUCUGCGCAAUGGACCUGAAACAAGUGGGACAGCCGAACGACAGCGUAGUCAGGAAUGUGGAGAUUUUUAAAGACCAGCUGAGGGGGGUCCACAUGGCCAUCUCAGGCACCAUGCAGAGGAGGAGGAGUACCAGAGGGAGCUCUGGAGGCUGGGAGGAGCCUGGAAGGAACUUUCAAGAUGCUCUCGCCUGGAUUGCACAGCAAAAGCGUCUGAUUGAAACUGCUUCCUGGGGGGACGAUCCUGCAGCCAUUGAGCAGCAGUUACACAGCCACCAGAAGUUUCACAGCUCCAUCCAGAGGAGCCUGGAGAUGGACCGAGCCAAGGACGACCUGAUUAAGAAAGGAGACAAAGGAAACCUUCACGCUCUGGAGCAGGAAUGGGACAGUCUGCAGCAAAUGUCAUUUGGUCGGACUCAGCAGCUGCAUGACCUCAAGGAGAUCAUUCAGGAAAUAUCUAAAGAGAUCAUGUGGGUGAACGACAGGGAGGAGGAGGAGCUGGUGUUCGACUGGGGAGACAAGAACAUUGAGCAGUACAUCCCUAAGAAGCAGGAGAGCUACUCGAAGCUGAUGAGUGCCCUGGAGGACAAAGAGAAGGACCUGAACAAACUGAAAGCCAAAGUGGAUACACUCCUGAAGAACGACCACCCGGCCUCAGACAAGAUUGAGGCUUAUCAAGACACCCUGCAGACUCAGUGGAGUUGGCUCCUUCAGAUUACAAAAUGCAUCGAUAUUCAUCUGAAGGAAAACGCAGCUUACAACCAGUUCUUCAAAGAGGCCAAUGAAACGUUCAGCACUCUGCAGAAGGAACAUGAGGGCGUUCGUAAGAAGUUCACCUGUGACAAGAACACUUCUCUGGACAACCUCCUGGAGCUCCUCAAGGGUCUGGAGAGAGAGAAGGAGAAGAUUAUGGAAAACAAGAGGCAGGUUCAACAUCUGGUCAGCAAGUCAAAGAGCAUCGUGAGACUGAAACCCAGAAACCCAGAGGAGAAGAGCAGCAGCCCUGUCAUCGUCAAGGCUCUGUGUGACUUCAAACAAGACCAGAAAGUGAUCUGCAAGGACAAUGAGGCCAUCCUGAAGGACAACAGUCAGCGCAGUAAGUGGGAGGUCACUGGCCCAGGAGGACUCGAUAUGUUGGUGCCGUCUGUGUGUCUGAUCAUACCGCCACCCAACCCGCUCAGUGUCAGCCUCGCAAACAAGAACGAGCAGUACUAUGAGUCCAUCCUGUCCAUCUGGAGUCAGCUCUACAUCAACGUGAAGAGUCUCAUCGCCUGGCAGUACUGUCUCCUGGACAUCAGCCACAUCAACUCCCUCACCAUCUCCAUGCUGUCCAAGAUGCGUCCUGAAGAGUAUCGCCAGCUUAUCAAGAACCUGGAGACUCACUACGAGGAGUUCAAGCUGGUCUGCCAAAACUCCCAGAUGUUUGCUGAUGAUGACAAGAGAAGCAUUGAGAACCAAUACAACGGGGCCCAGACCCACUAUGACCAGCUGGUGGUGCAGCUGCCUGCUUACAUUGCACAUCUGAAGCAAAUGGAACAGCAGCAACAACAGCAGAUUAUUAUAAUACAGCAGCAGGAACAGCAAACUGUUGCCGACGCAGAGGCCAUGAGGCUCGAGGAAGAACGACGGCUAGCGGAGCUGAGAAAACAGGCGGAGAGGAAAACGGAGGUGAAGAAGAAGGAAGUGAAAGGGACCAAGACGGAUCAGGGGAAGAAAAAAGUGACGUCUCGCAGCCUAUCGGAGCUGUACGCGCUCAGACUGAGGCUGGAGAGCGCUGAGAGCUUGCUCAGUCAGCACGUCUGCCUCAUCUGCCUCGGAGAAGAUGAGGUGCACAACUGUGGCCUCAGGAUCACAGAGUUACAGACGGUGCAGCGUGACGUUGAAUUGAUGCGUAAGGACUACUUGAGUCUGAAGGAGAGUAUCCUUAAGGAGCUGGAGGGCAUGAAUGAUGCAGAUAAAGCCAAUUUCCUCCGCAAUGAGAUUGAAGUCAUCGACCAAAGACUGAGCAGUCUGGAUAGCAGCUCUUCAUCUUCCUUACAGAGGCUGCAGGCUCUAAGGGACAUGCUGGAGAGUGUGGCACAAGCUGAGGACAUAGUGAAAGUUCAUGAAGCGAGACUGACAGAGAAGGAGACCACUUCUCUGUCACCCAGUGAAGUGGAGGAUUAUAUAUUGACCCUGGAGAGUGUUAAAGCAGAGCUGGAACAGAAAAAGGAUGCUCUGGCCUCCAUGGAGGCAGAGUUUGCCAAAGUGAGCCACUGCAGCAGCCACGUGGGCGGAGCCUUCCACAGGUGUCCCAUCAUGCUGUCAAAACACACAGAGCAGGUGGGGCUGCUGUCAGACCGCUGGAGACGGAUCCUGGGACAGAUUGAUGUCAGGCUCCAGGAUCUGCAGCUGUAUCUGCCUCAGCUGCAACACUACAAGCAAACCAGCUCCUCCCUUUCUGAAUGGAUCGAUGCAACACGGAAAAGACAGGACGUCUUGCAGGCCACCAAGAUUGAGAGCGUCCAGGCACUAAGGGACCACAUUAACACCCAGAAGGAACUGAAUGCAGAAAUCAAAGCAAAGAGGGAGACAGUAGAGAGUGUGCUUAAGGACAAUGUGGCCUGUGUGAACUCCAUCAAGGACUAUGAAACAGACCUCGCCUCAUACACAUCUGGGUUAGAGACUUUGUUCAACAUCCCCGUCAAGAGGACAAUGCUGAACUCCCCAUCAGUGGAUCUUCAUCAGGAGGCUAUACAGCUACAGACCCGUUACAUGGAGUUGCUUACCCUGUCUGGUGACUACUACAAAUUCCUGGGAGAGUUGCUCAUAAAAAUGGAGGAGCUCAAGAUUUGUAACACCAGGAACGAGGUGUUGGAAGAGGAACUUCGCCAGCUGAGGGAGAAAAUCCAAGAUCGCGACGCCAAGAACAGAUCCCUGGAAGACGAACUCGCCAGCUACCAGCUGCAGGUGACCACGUGCCAGGAAAAGAUGCUGUCGAUUGAAGAGGUGGAGCGCACCACGGCGAUGCAGUGCAAUGCCACCAAGGAAAGCCUGGACACCACUCAGAGCCAGCUGACAGACCUCAACGAUCAGGUGACACGACUCACCUACCUGCUUGAGGAGGAAAAGAGAAAGAAGAGGCUGGCAGAGGAGCGCUACACUCAGCAGCAGGAGGAGUAUGAGUCUGUGCUGAGGAAGAGGCAGAAGGAGCUGGAGACAGUCAGCUGGUCCAAGGUGGAGUAUGAGAAGAGUGUGGCCACUAAGGAUCACGAGCUGGAACUGCUGCGGCGGCAGCUGGAUGAUGCAACAGCGAGGGUGAAGGAGCUGCAGAAGGAGAUAUCAAAGGUAAGGAGCCAAUGCAGUGAGGAGAUCAGUAACUUAAAGCUGAGCUACGAAUCCCAGAUCCACAUCAGUCGCACAGACGUCCAGAGGCUGGCGGCACAGAGGGAGGAGGAUACAACUGAGCUCCAGCUGCAGUAUGACAGGAUGGAGGCAGAGAGGAGGAAUCUGGAGGAGGAGCUCAGAAGGCUCAGGGUGUCUAUCAGCCAGACUGAGGAACAAAAAAAGAGGACAGAGGAGGAGGCUCACAGUCAGCGUGCUGUCAUCACAGAGGAAGGGCGCAGGAGGAGAGAGCUGGAAAGUCAGGUGGAGGUGCUGAUGAGGCAGAGAGACCAGGAGAGCAGUAAGUAUAGAGAAGAGCUGGCUGAGGCCAUGAACGAGCUGCAGGAGAAGAGUGAGCAGCUGGCCUACGUCACACAUAGUCUAGAGGAGGAAACCCGCAGGAGAAAAACCACAGAGGAAGGUCAGGGUGUGCUGGAACAGACUGUGGCCCAGCUGCAGGUGAAGCUAACUAAUUCAUCAAUGGCUGCGACCCAGCUGAGACAGUGCGAGGAGGAGCUUCAGAAGAUACGUGUGGAGCUGGAGAGGGAGAGCAGGGAGCGAAGCAGGGUAGAACAAAACUUGAGCAGGUUACAGGUACGCAUCAAGGACGUCCAGACCGUGAGAGACGGGCUGGAGAGCCAGGUGGAGAAUCUGAGGAAGGCUAGCCAAGAGGAAGUGGCUAGAAGACGGCAGUUAGAAACAGAGCUGGAAAAGUCCACCAAGACCAUGACAGAGUACACAAGCACCAUCGCUUCGCUUCGCCAGAGCCUAGAGCAAACCAACACAUCAGGAAAGAGAGGCGAAGAAGAGCGACUAAGGUUGCAGGAGGAGCUGGAGAGAAGCUUGAGACAAAAUAAGACCUCUUCAGAAAACACGACACAGCUGAGCACAGAGCUGAAGGCUUUGCAGAAACAACUACUCCAGGAGCAGGCCCGGGUCAAAGAGGCCAACUUCAGGAAUGAGAGUCUUUACAUAACUAUCGAGGAGAAGAGUAAAGCACUGAAUGAGAACUCCACUGAGCUUCAAAGGCUGAAGGAGAUGAUAGAAACCCAGACCAAAGAGAGGCUGAGGCUGGAAGAGGAGCUAAGGACGGCAAGACACGAUAAAGAGGAACUCUUGAGAUCCAAACAGGGAAGCGACGAUGAGCUCUCCUCCCAGAUAACGGCCCUGCAGCUGCAGCUACAGGCCACUGAGCGCAGCAAUGUAGAGUACCGCAACCUGGUGUCAGAGCUCUCCUCUGAGAGGGAGAAACUCAAGCUGGAGACUGAGAGAAUACAAAAGCAGGUCACCGAGAUAACAGCCACGAUGAAAUCCACUCAGUCCCAGUACAGUGAGAUUGUAGAGGAUAGAGAUGCUCUGUUGCUGAAAUUGCAAUUGUCAGGAAAAGACAAAAAUCGCCUCCAAACGGUUGAGGAGGAACUCAGUCGCAUUAAACUGUCCCUAGAUUCUGAGCUUCGCAACAAACAACGUCUCCAGGAGGAAAUUGAGAGGUUGAAGAGGGAUGUGAGUUACUGGAAGGACCAACAUGAGAGCCAGCAGAGCCUGAUUAGGCAAUAUGACACAGACAAGGAGAGUCUGGAGAGGGAAAAGAACAAUUUGAAGAGUGAGAUAGAUAGACUGAUGAGGGAACUCAGGGAGCUUGAGGAGAUGUAUAAAGGUAGGCUGUCGGCCAUCCAGAAAGAACUGCGAGAGAUGACCAGUGUCAGACAAACCAUGGAGACUGAGCUGAAGAAACUUAGAGAGCCCCCACCCUUGGAUGCCUCCUCUGUGAUUUUUGAAGGAGUCCGCAAACCAGUCACAGCAGACCAGUUGCUUGAUUGUGGUGUAUUGGAUAAACCAACAUUCAGCCAGCUUGCAAAGGGACAUAAAACUGUCCCUGAAGUGUCUGCCGACAAAAAAGUCAGUCUAAAAGGGACAGGCCCAAUUGCUGGAGUGGUAAUUGAAGGUCCAAAAGGUCCUGGGUCCAUGACUGGACUCCUGCUUAAACAGUCUUUCACCGAAGCCAAAAAAGAGAAUCUCCUGCCAACAGAUAGCAUUGACCUGCUGCUGGACGCUCAGGCUGCCACAGGCCACAUCAUUGACCCAAAAACCAAUCAGAAGUUGACAGUUGAUGAGGCAUAUCAACAAGGCGUAAUUGAUGCACAGGACAGAGAGAGGUUGCUUGCAGCAGAAGCUGCAGCUGUAGGAUAUAAUAGUCCUCGCACAAACAAACCUCUUUCAGCAUUUCAGGCCAUGAAGAAAGGACUGAUUGACAAGAACACAACACUGCGUCUGCUACAAGCACAGGAGUCUGUGGGGGGAAUUCUAGAUCCCACACUCAGUGUGUUCCUCCCCAAAGACACAGCCAUUGAGCGUGAUCUAAUUGAUGAUGAUAUAUAUCGUGCUUUGAAUAAGAAGCCUGAGCUCUACAUGGACCCAGAAAGUGAGGAGGGUGCAACUUAUAUGUCAUUGAAGAGGAGAUGUAAGGUCGAGCUACACACAGGCCUCCUGCUUCUUCCUGUCUCUGAGAAGACAGACGCCUCCAAACUUGUCUUCGAUGGUGUUCGGAAACCUGUCACAGCACAGCAGCUGCUUGACGUUGGGGUCCUGGACAAAGCAACAUUCAAGCAACUAAUGAAGGGUGAGAAAACUGUCGCAGAUGUGUCUGUUGAUAAGAAAGUCUUUCUGAAGGGGACCGGGUCAAUUGCUGGUGUUGCAGCUGGACCUUCAAAGAAAAUGUCCUUCACAGAGGCAAAGAAACAGAAGAUUAUGCCUUCUAACUGCGCUGACAUGCUGCUUGAUGCUCAGGCAGCUACAGGACACAUCAUUGACCCCAGAACUAAUCAGAAACUGACAGUACAAGAAGCAUGUGCCAGAGGAGUGGUGGAUAAAGAAGAUGAAUCAAAGCUGUUUGCAGCUGAGGCCGCAGCUGUAGGUUACAGAGACCCAAGUUCUGCCAAGCUUCUAUCAGCAGGCCAGGCCAUGAAGAGGGGAUUGAUUGACAGGGACACAACUUUACGUAUACUUCAGGCUCAAGAGUCUGUAGGGGGGAUUUUGGACCCUGUCCUCAGUGUAUUUCUACCCAGAGACAUUGCUAUGAAUCGGGGUCUCAUCGAUGAAGAACUAUGCCGGGCCCUGAAUAAAUCUCCUGAGUGCUAUCUGGACCCAGACACCCAACAAGCAACUACCUAUGUGUCUCUGAAAAAAAAAUGCAAAAAUGAUCCAAGCACAGGUCUUCUGCUUCUCCCUGAACCUAAAAAGCCAUUAACUGUCCAGGGGAUCAGGGACCAGGUGUCAGUCAUAGAUCUGGUGGAUGCAAACCUUCUGGAACGGCAUGAUAUGGACCAGCUGAGCAAUGGUAGACUGACGAAACAGGACAUAGAAGAUCGACUGCGCCCCUACCUGAGAGGUUCCACCUGUAUUGCAGGAGUUUAUGAUGAGGCCAACGAGAAGGUGAUGACCAUCUAUCAGGCCAUGAAAGAGGGACUGUUGCAACCAGACACCACUCUGGAGCUGCUUGAGGCCCAGGCUGCUUCAGGUUUUAUAUUGGAUCCUGUCAACAAGGUGUAUUUGAGUGUUAGUGAUGCCUAUAAUAGAAAACUGUUUGGGCCAGAGUUAAAGGACAACCUGCUCGCAGCAGAGAGGGCUGUGACUGGUUACACACUGCCUGGUACAGACAAGACAAUCUCCCUCUUUCAGGCCAUAGAGAGAGGUCUGGUGGAGAGGGGUCAUGGCAUCCGUCUCCUAGAGGCCCAAAUUGCCAGCGGUGGCAUCAUUGAUCCUGAACACAGCCAUCGUAUUGACAUCAAUGUCGCCUACAAGAGAGGUUACUUUGAUGAAAAAAUGAACAGGAUCCUGACCAGUCAGGGUGUUGAAACGAAAGGUUUCUUUGACCCCAACACAGAGGAAAACCUAACAUAUCAGGAGCUCAAGAAACGCUGUACGACAGAUAAGAAGACUGGCCUAAUCCUUUUGCCCAUCAUUGACAAGUCAAAGUCAGAGUCGACUCUGAGAAAGAGGAGGGUGCUAAUUGUUGUCCCAGAAAUUAACAAAGAGAUGACGGUGCGUGAAGCAUACGACAAAGGAUACAUUGACCACGAAACGUACCUGGAGCUGUCCCAGCAGGAGUGUGAGUGGGAAGAGAUCACCAUCACAGCUCCAGAUGGUUCCACUCAGUUUCUUAUCAAUGACAAGAUGACUGGAAGACAGUAUGACAUCACUGAACUUCUUGAAAAGCGAUUAAUUGAUCAGUCGGAUCUAGAUCGGUACCGCUCACAAGCUAUCAGCCUGAAUGAAUUUGCAGAUAUCAUCACUAAAAAGACAAGACAUCAUGGAUCAUUAUCAGUAUCAUCAUCAUCGUCAUCAUCAUCAUCAAGGCCAUCAGCAGCCUCAGCUACAUCUUUAAUGACAACAUCAUCAUCGUCAUCAUCAUCAUCGUCAUCAUCAAGGCCAUCAGCAGCCUCAGCUACAUCUUUAAUGACAACAUCAUCAUCAUCAUCAUCAUCAUCUGUCAUGUCAAGACCCUUAUCACCUACUCUUGCCAAGAUGACAACAAGAAGAACCACCACUGUCACAAAGCAAGCAGGCACAUUCAGCAGUGGUUCUCAAGACUCACCUGACUCUUAUCAGCACUUAUCCAGCAUGUCCGUCACUAUGGCCUCUCCUGUUGACACAGUGGUUGAACAGGAACCGGUGGGUGCCAUCUUUGACACAGAGACUCUGGAGAAAAUAUCCAUCACAGAGGCUCUAAAUCGUGGUCUGGUGGAUUCCAUCACUGCCCAGAGACUUCUGGAGGCCCAAGCCUGCACUGGAGGGAUCGUCAAUCCCACAAAUGGCCGUCGGCUUGGCAUCCAAGAGGCCUCUCGCCUUGGCAUAAUAAAUGAUGACAUGGCCUCUAAGUUGAAGCCUGCACAGAAAGCCUAUGUUGGCUUUGAGGAUGUAAAAACCAGGAAGAAGAUGUCUGUUGCUGAGGCCAUGAAGGAAAUGUGGCUGCCAUAUGAGGCAGGACAGAGGUUCAUGGAGUUCCAGUAUGUAACAGGUGGGCUUCAUGACCCCGAAUUGGGCUGUAGAAGAUCAAUAGAAGAUGCUUUGAACCUGGGCUGGUUGGAUGGGAGAUCACCCCAGAAGCUCCAGGACAUAAAACACCACACAAAGAAUCUGACCUGCCCCAAGAGCAAGCUUAAGAUCUCUUACAAGCAUGCUCUGGAUAACUGCCUGGUGGAGGAAAGCACCGGGGUGAAGAUGCUACAGGCAUCGUCUAUGUCUUCCAGAGGGAUUAGCAGUCCAUACAAUGUCUCCUCUACCCCAGGAUCCACCACAGGCUCUAGGAGUGGCUCACGACGAAGCUCCCGCAGAAGCAGUGUGGACCUAGGCUCCCCUGGCAUAUUAAGUACUCGCUACAGUCAUACUAGCUUCAACUAGCUUCAUACUAGCUUGUGCUAUGCACUUAUCAGGUCCUGUGCAUGCAUGCUCUUUUCUUGCAAAUUAAUCAGAUUUUGUUUGAACAUUUCAACAUAUUCAAUGUUCAACCGUGUUAAAGAAAAAAAGUGUUUUGUGUAUGAGGAGAAAAUUCAAGGUUUAACAUUUUAAAUUCCUAAACCUUUUGCAGACUUUUAGGUUUUAGCUUUGGGGUUGCUAUGCUUUUAAAAUACUACUUGAAUUGAUCAUGAGAAUGAACACUACCAAGACAUGUUUUGUGAAAAUUGACUAUAGUAUUAAUGGAUGCCAUCUUAAGGUAUUUGGAUUGAAAAUUAAGCGUAUGUUAAUAUAAUUGUUGGUGACCGUAAAAUGAGCUUAAAAAUGAUGGCCAAACUUUUGCAUACACAUAUUUCAAAUAUAUUUUUUAGAAUCUUCAUAAAAUGUAAUUUCUUUUUAAGCUUUGUAUUGGUAACAUAAAGGCGGUAUAAAAAACCUGCUUCACUAAAGAGCACCUGUCGGAUCAGCUGGAGCCAUGCAGCGCUUCCUUCUUCCUUUGUAAACUAUAAGGGUGGUAUAUUUACACGUAUUUGACACCAUAAUACCCUGUGUGCCUACAUUGUACGGGGAGGGAUGAACGGUUGGGUUGUAUACAUUAGCUCAUUAUCACUCAUUAACCAUUGGUUCCUUGCAAUUUAGUGCUUCCAGUUUUGUAACUUUCUCAUUAUCUCACAAUAAAAAGUAACCUUUUACUCAUAA
Molecule: messenger RNA, 10476 nt
Organism: Seriola aureovittata
Lineage: Eukaryota; Metazoa; Chordata; Actinopteri; Carangiformes; Carangidae
Gene: dspb
Product: desmoplakin-A
Exons: 24
Coding region: 541-9723 (3060 amino acids)
Biological process (GO): intermediate filament cytoskeleton organization; cell-cell adhesion; skin development
Cellular component (GO): intermediate filament; plasma membrane; intercalated disc
Molecular function (GO): structural molecule activity
Source: RefSeq, a predicted model, not a curated record